Trichechus manatus latirostris (Florida manatee) is the source of this 1341-nucleotide messenger RNA. RefSeq names its product testis-specific serine/threonine-protein kinase 5-like. The transcript has 7 exons. The record is from RefSeq and is a predicted model, not a curated record. Gene Ontology annotation, cellular component: cytoplasm. Lineage: Eukaryota; Metazoa; Chordata; Mammalia; Sirenia; Trichechidae. Gene Ontology annotation, molecular function: protein serine/threonine kinase activity; ATP binding. The coding region runs from base 1 to 1341 and encodes 446 amino acids. Gene Ontology annotation, biological process: protein phosphorylation; intracellular signal transduction.
AUGAAGGGCAGCAGCAGGGCCAGGCUGGACCAGCCGGCCUUCAUGGAGCAGGUGCGGGAGUGCCGGGACAAGGGCUACCUGCUCUCCUGCAAGAAGAUUGGCUCGGGUGCCUUCUCCAAGGUCUACCUGGCCUAUGCCACACACGAGCGGAUACAGCACAACCCCAGGCUGUCCUCCGACCUGCGGGGCAAACACCACACCAUGGUGGCCAUCAAGAUUGUCUCCACAGCGGAGGCCCCCAUGGAGCUCUCCUGCAAGUUCCUGCCCCGUGAGAUCUCAUCCCUCAACGCUACCUACAAGCACCUGAACGUGGUACAGCUAUACGAGACAUACCGGAACGGCAAGCGCUCCUACCUGGUGCUGGAGCUGGCGGCCCGUGGGGACCUGCUGGAGCACAUCAACACUGUGUCAGACCUCCGCGGCUACCCGGGGCUGGAGGAGGACGAGGCCCGCAGGCUGUUCCGGCAGCUGGUCAGCGCCGUGGCACACUGCCACAGCGCAGGCGUUGUGCACCGGGACCUAAAGUGUGAGAACAUCCUGCUGGAUGACCGAGGCCUCCUAAAACUGACUGACUUUGGCUUUGCCAACUGCACGGGGUUCAAGAACACACUGCUAAGCACCUUCUGUGGCUCAGUGGCCUACACGGCCCCAGAGAUCCUCAUGAGGAAGAAGUACAGCGGGGAACAAGCGGACCUGUGGAGCCUAGGUGUCAUCCUCUAUGCCAUGGUGACGGGGAAGCUGCCCUUCAAAGAGCGCCAGCCCCACCGCAUGCUGCACCUGGCACGCCGAGGCCCCACCUUCCAACCCGGCCUGUCCCCAGAGUGCCAGGACCUAAUCCGCGGCCUGCUCCAGCUACGCCCGCACACACGCCUCGACCUGCAGCAGGUGGCGGCGCACCGCUGGAUGCUGCCCGCCACGCACGCUCUCUUUCGCAACGUGCUGGGCACCGUGCCAGGUGCUGGCCAGGCCACGGGGACCCGAUGGGUGGGCGAGCCCCCUGCGCCCCUCCUGACCCCGCAGCCGCGCAUUGCAGAGAAACGGAUGAAAUGCAAGUUCCCAGCGGCCGCAGACGACGCAGAGCCCUGCACGGAUUCGGAGCCCCCAGGGCCGCUCCUGCAGCAGCGGCGCCCCCAGCGGCCCGGCGCCCCCCACGAGUGCACCCCCAACCCGGCGCCUGUCUUCCGGGUGCCCAGGCUGCCCGAGGCCCACCUGAGACGAGGGGCGGCUUCCGCCGGGCUGGGGCUCCGGAGCUCGGGGGCGGUCAGUGCUUCCAGGCAGCUGCUCUCGCUGUGCUCUGUGUCUGCCGUCCCGGAAGGACCGAGGAAUCACCCCGUCAACUGA